Uncinocarpus reesii 1704 is the source of this 2070-nucleotide messenger RNA. RefSeq lists its product as uncharacterized. The record is from RefSeq and is a predicted model, not a curated record. Gene Ontology annotation, cellular component: mitochondrial matrix. The transcript is spliced from 3 exons. NCBI's taxonomy places the organism in Eukaryota, Fungi, Ascomycota, Eurotiomycetes, Onygenales, Onygenaceae. Gene Ontology annotation, molecular function: arginine binding; L-glutamate N-acetyltransferase activity, acting on acetyl-CoA as donor. The coding region runs from base 1 to 2070 and encodes 689 amino acids. Gene Ontology annotation, biological process: L-arginine biosynthetic process.
AUGACCAUUAUUUCAAUUUUCCGACUUCCAAUGGCUUACCGCCGCUCAAAAAACGACGAUUUUGCCGCUGUGCCGCUCCUGGAGCUUCGCUGCCAAACACCUCCCACAGGCACGACGAUUUUGUUCUACCGCCAAAAUCGGGCGGUGGGCUUUCUGAAGAGCUGGGUCAUAGAGCUAGAGAAAAAGAGGCAGAAAAGGUUCGAAUUCUACUUGAGCCUGCUCAGCUCUGCGUCUACGAAACGAGAAGCGAAAGCUUACCUUUCACGGUUCAAAGCUGAAAAAGCUGCCCCUGAUCAAUCUCACCAACCCAAUAAACGGCAAACUGGGCCUCUAUCGGACCUGGAGCCGGGGAAGAACAAACCCGGGGUAAAUUUGGGGAACAUAUUUGGAAACCCAAGGGCUGUUGGGCAUGAACCGCGCUUCAGGCAGGGGUCAGCACCCGCUCAAACAGCGGAUACCGUGGCUGGAAAGCUUCACGUUGCUUUAGUCAAGGUUCGGGAGCCUCAAUUCCUGGAUGAUCAAACUGUACACGGCGUUGCCCAGACGCUUUCGCAGCUGAGUAGACUUGGUAUGAAUUGCUGCGUUGUUGUGGACGCUGGCCAGGGCCAGGAUGAAAUCACAGCGCGCAAAACUGCCACAGAACAGGCAGAUCGGUUGUCUGCCGCCAUCGAUGCUAACCAUGGCCCGGAUUCGCGCCGGCUAGAUUCACUCAUUGCAGUAUCGUCAACUGGAGAUUCAAAACCCUCAGUUUUCUCCCGCAAUUCAUUACUGUCUCCGCUUCGACAGGGCCACAUCGUCGUUCUUACACCUAUUGGGUAUACUAAAGAUACCCAACGAGCGGUGUUAGUUCCAGCGAAUGAAGUGGUCCUAGCAUUGACUAAAGAAUUAGCAGGUUUGGAAUUACGGCCUGACCCUGAUGAGGAUGCUACGAUUACCGCCAACAAAGUUCAUGACAUGCAAAAGCAGGUGUCGCUGGAUAGGCUUAUUAUCUUAGAUGCUGCUGGUGGUAUCCCUUCAUUCCAGGCGCGCCCACACGUUUUUGUGAAUUUAGAACAAGAGUUUGACGAUAUCGUCAAGGAGUUAAGCCAAGGGACUGAUACUCCAUCUCUUGAGAAAAGGGAUACUAACACUGCUAAUCGCAAAAUGCCUGUCUCGUCCGCUGGGAGGAGCAAUCCCAUUUCAAAAUUCGUCGAAGAAGAACUUGUAUCACUUCCUGAAGAAUUGACGCAGACUCAGCGGCCGCCUGCUAAAAGCCGCGGAUUUGAGGAGCAGCUCAAUAAUCUGAAACUCCUGCAAAUUACACUCUCACAUCUACCUCCGUCUUCGUCCGGCAUCAUCGUCACGCCGAAUGAAGUAGCAAUGUCUGCCAAAGACUCUCGAAACCCUUCCACGAUGUCCGCAGUCGGCACACGGCGACAGCAAAACCCACUCAUUCAUAACCUAUUAACGGAUAAGCCGGUUCGAUCCGCGUCUCUGCCCCUCGGCAGAUUGGGCGUCAAAAAUGCUUCUCCAUCAAGUAGCGAGAGUCUAGCGGCGUCGUCUACUUUUCUAAAACGAGGAAUGCCUCUGACUAUGCUACCGGACCCUCGAGUUGAAGUAUGGACAGUGAAGAAACCUGGGGAGGCCAUGUUAACUUUGGAUGACCCCCGAAUUGACCUUCCACGGUUGGUUCAUUUGAUUGAGGAUUCCUUUGAUAGAAAACUAGAUGUUUGCCGCUACAUUGACCGUGUCAACUCCCGUCUUGCUGGGUUGAUCAUUGCUGGCGAAUAUGAGGGCGGCGCGAUUUUGACCUGGGAAACGCCUCCAGGGGGAGUGGCAGAUAUUGUAUUCAAUGCGAUGGUUCGAACUUGCUUCCCCAAAGGCGUUUGCUGGCGGAGUCGUGCAAACAACCCCGUUAACAAGUGGUAUUUUGAGCGGUCAAGGGGAACGUGGAAGCUCCCUGGGACGAAUUGGACCAUGUUCUGGACGACUGAAGGUGUCCCAGAGGAUCAACAGCGGUUUUGGGAUUACGAGGGUGUUUGUCGGUCCAUUGAACCGAACUGGGCUGACAAUAAGCAGCAGGUUGAUUGA